Messenger RNA from Nothobranchius furzeri (turquoise killifish), 3181 nucleotides. The record is from RefSeq and is a predicted model, not a curated record. Lineage: Eukaryota; Metazoa; Chordata; Actinopteri; Cyprinodontiformes; Nothobranchiidae.
UACUUUAGUCACAGUUUUCAGUGUGCAGUGCAUUUUUUGACUGCCAAUUUCUGCACGUAAUGUAAUCGCUGAUGAAACAACUAAACUUUGAUGCAUGAACGUCAUGUGACGGCUAUGAAACAUAUUAAUAGUAACAAGAAGUAAAAAAAAAAAACAAUACAAGACCAACAAUUAUACAGUCCGUGAGGAAAUUAAAGUCAGCAUUUUAAAGACGAAAGGGGCUAUUUUAAUAGAUUCAUUUAAUAUGAACAUGUUUCUAAUUCUGUGUUCCUCCUGAAAAAGUUUUGUUUUUGACUAGAAAUAUGAUGAAAUAACAUGUCUGACUACUAUGUUAGUGAGUUUUUUAUACUUUUUUUCUUCUUGCUUAAACUAUUUUGCUACUUGUUUAAAAACGCAGGAAUGUGAUUCAAAAUUACAAACCAGGAAGCAGAAAAAUAUCUAGACAUAAACCAACACAUAAAAAGAUCUGUCUCUGUUAAAGUGAAACAUGUUAAAAACCAUAUUUCUUUUAUGUAUCUACCCAUAAAUCAUAAUUUUGUAAGGAAGCACACAGAUAAGAAUGGUAUAAGUAUGGAAAUACCACACAGACAGAGAGGAAAGCUCUACCAAGAGCCAUAAAGUCUGCAGAGAGGAUCAUAGGAAUAACACUUCCUUCCAUGGACUAUGUGCACAUACAACACUGAAUUCCAAUGUGCAGGGACUGUUGAUCCGUGUGUAAAUGGCAAAUAAAUGUCUUCAGUCUUGAGAUAAGAAACAUUUUAGAAGUAAAAAAUUGUUUGAAUGCUGCCUCGUCAUAUUUAUAAUAAUUUACUUCCUCAACAUGCGGUUGUUUUGAGUGUAUAUGAACAUAAUUGACUGUAUAAUUAUUUUUUUUAAUCAGAAGUUUUAAUUUUCAAAUUACUUCCUUGUUUGCAUUUUUUACAGUAAAAUGGAAGGCAGAUGGGAUGAGAUAUUUAAUCUCCUUACCAAGGGUUCCUAUCCGCUGCACUACACCAAAGGAUAAAGGCAAACCCUAAGGAAAUAUGCCUCUAAAUUCAGCAUUCAUGGUAAGUUGUUAAGAUUUAAGCAUACACCACAUUUUCUGAUAAUACGCCAUAUGACUAAUGUGUAAAUUCUUUCAAUAAAGCUGGGGGUCUAUUCUUUGGACCCUUGCUUAGGCGAAAAGCCAUUAAAUCAAAAGAGGAGGCUUGGACCAACUUUAGGGAAAUCCAUUCUUCAAAAAUGGGAGGACACAGUCGCAUUGUGAAAACUUGCAAAUCAUUGUGUUCGAAAUUUUAUUGGCAUGGUAUUGCCAAUACUGCAGACAUUGAGAAAUGGGUAUGUUACCUCAUUGUUAGCAAUCUCUAAUAUACAAUAUUUAUAAAUUUCAUAAAACAAAAUACAUUUUCUCGCUGUCUGAAUGUGACCAUUGCCAAAGAGUUGGACCUCCACUGAAGGUAGUCGAAACACUGGAUUGCAUCAAGGUAUCUGGUGUGUGGGAGCUGGUCGGAAUGGAUCUGACAGGUCCGCUUCCCCAGACCCCUUCUGGCUACAAGUUUAUAUUGACAGCCACAGAUUAUUUUUCAAAGUGGGUGGAGGCUUUCCCUCUGAAAACCAAGUCUGCAGAGGAAAUCUCCCAAAAUGUAUGCACGAUUUUUUAUCGGCAUGGCUGUCCUCUGCGCAUUCUUACAGAUCAAGGGCGAGAGUUUGUGAAUCAAAUCAACAGCAAACUAUGUGAGCUCCUUUCAAUUGAGAGGAGUGUGACAGCAGCAUAUCACCCGCAGACUAAUGGAUUGGAUGAAAAAACAAAUGACAACAUUAAACGGGCCCUCAGAAAAGUUGUUAAUGAAAGGCAGGAUGAUUGGGAUCUAUAUCUAGAUGCCACUUUGUUUUCACUGAGGUCCAAAAUGCACACCACAACAAAAUUCUCACCAUUCUACCUAAUGUAUGGAAGAGAGGCAAGGUUCCCAUGUGAACUUCCUGUUGAAAUGCCGGUAAGAGUCUGCCUGUCAUGAGUUAUGUUGGAAUCUUCCUUUGUACUAACAUAUUAAUAUACAUGCUGAUUUUGUAAAUACUUGUAAUCGUUUUCAGACAUAGAAUCUUUUAACAGUAAUGUUUUUAUAACAGUGUCUAAAUGUGUAACAUUUGUAUUGCAAAAACAUGAUCUGUUUUUGCAAUGUAGCUGUCAUCUAUUAUCCUUCCAAUGGAAUACAGCGAAUAUGUAAAUGAGCAAGAAAAAGUACAAAAGUACCGAGAUGAGAAGGUAAAAGAAAAUGUGGAAGUGGCUCAACAGAAAAUGAAGGAAGCAUAUGCAAAUAGGGCGAACAAAAAAUACAAACAUUUUUCAUUCAAAGAAGGGGAUGAGGUGUUGUUGUACAAUGUAAGAAAAAGAAGUAGAAAAGGAGCCAGGAUGGAGCGUGACUAUUCUGGCCCAUACACAAUCCAGCAACUCUUGGGCAAGACUGCUAUGCUGACAACUAUGACAGGGAAACACUUGAAAUCAAAGCACAGCAUUACUCACCUAAAGCCCUACAAAAGAGGCAAUGUGGGACACAAGGAAGCUGGGCCAGAUGAACCACCAUCAAAAAUUCUAAAACUUGAAUCAAGUGAGAAGCAAGAGAGGGAGUCAGUUAUUAAGUACGUGGGCAAAACACAUCUGGUGGGGAAAACUCAAAAUCAGGACUCCGACAAGGUGAUUCCUCCCUUUUCCAAGUUGUCUCCCUUGCCCCCUCCCAGGAUGUCUCCCUCACACCCUCACAUGAUGUCUCCCUCGCCCCCUCCCAGGAUGUCUCCCUCACACCCUCUCAUAAUAUCUCCCUCGCCCCCUCCUGAGACAUCACCCUCACCCCCUUCAAACAUGUCUCCCUCGCUCUCUCCCUGGAGGGUUCCUUCACCCCCUCCCAAGACAUCUCCCUCACCCACUCUGAGCAUGUCUCCCUCGCCCCAUUCCAAGACAACUCCCUCACCCCCUCUUUGCACAUCUCCCUCACCCCGUCCCAAGACUCCGCCCUCACUCCCUUUCAAGACAUCUCCUUCGCCCCCUCCCAUGAUGUCCCAGAAAACAUUGCAGCGGCAAGGCGCAGUAGUACCGCAAACCAAAAAAAGUUUUUGGCCCUGUUGGCCAUUGGUUCAGACCGGUUGGUCAGUUAUUUGCAUGUUUGUUUACUGCCUGCUACUGCUCAUGUUGGGUGGCUGUCAGAUG